Molecule: messenger RNA, 1974 nt
Organism: Lycium ferocissimum
Lineage: Eukaryota; Viridiplantae; Streptophyta; Magnoliopsida; Solanales; Solanaceae
Exons: 4
Coding region: 305-1849 (514 amino acids)
Source: RefSeq, a predicted model, not a curated record
UUGAUGGGACAAAAGAAUCAGGAUUUGCACCUCGUCCAGUAUCUGGGUCACAAGUUCUAAAUCAAGUUAGAAAAAUAAAGUUUACUCUCGGGCAAUCGUCUGAUAAGGUAAGCAGGGUUAUGAAAAAUACAUGGGAAAAAAGGAGCAUUUUUUACAAUCUUCCUUAUUAGGAGUAUAACUUGAUGUGUCAUAAUCUUGAUGUGAUGCACAUAGAAAAAAUGUGUGUGAUAACUUGAUUUAUACAUUGUUGGGUCUUGGUAAAAAGUCAAAAGACAACUUAGAAGCUCGAUUAGACUUGAAGGAUAUGAAAAUAAGACCCAGCUUGUGGCCUCAGCGUCGGGCAAGUGGGAGGACAUAUCUUCCUCCUACUUAUUUUACAAUGUCUCCGGCAGAAAAGGAGUUGUUUUAUGAAGUACUACAAAAUGCCAAGUUUCCACAUGGCUAUGCUUCUAAUAUCGCUCAUUGCAUUCGCAAACGAAACAUAUCAGGGCUAAAAACUCACGAUUGCCAUGUUAUAAUGCAAGAACUUCUUCCUCUUGCAUUGUGGCGUUCAACAGAUAAAAAGGUGAGUUAUGUUAUAAUUGAACUAUGCACAUUCUUUCGAGUUCUUUGUGGCAAAGCGCUUAAAAUAGAAGAGUUAGAAUUACUUGAAGAAAAAAUUGCCUUAACACAUUCUAAUAUGGAGAAAAUCUUCCUCCCAUCAUUCUUUACUGUUAUGGUACACUUGGUUAUUCACUUGGCAACUGAGGCUAAAAUUGUGGGGCCAGUACAUUAUCGUUGGAUGUACCCAAUUGAGAGGUACUUGGGUAUUUUGAAAUCAUAUGUUCGUAAUCGGGCAUGCCCAGAAGGUUCAAUAGCAGAAGCAUACAUCGCAAAUGAGUGUUUGACAUUUUGCACACGAUAUUUGGAAGGUGGUGAUUCAAGGUCUUAUUGGUCGAGAAAAAGUGAUGAUGAGAUUGAGAAUCCGACUGAUAGAGAAGGAUGUCCUUUUCCUUCUGUUGGGGAGCCUUCUGGCAUGAUAGAUGUAUUUGACUUGGAUGAUAAAACAUGGUUGCAAGCACAUCGACAUGUCCUUUUCAAUUGCGAAUCAGAGGUGGUUGAGAAUUAUAAAAAUGAACAUAUUGCUGAAAUCAAGAGAUUAUAUCGUAAGCGUCGUCUUAGACCUCAUCAACUUGAGCGUUUGCAUUUUGAUACGUUUCAUGAGUGGUUCAAGGAGCAAGUGAAGGAGUUGGAGGACACAUCUAACAUCCCAAAGGAUGUUCUAUUCCUUGCAAAAGGGCCAACUUUUGUUGCAAGAAGAUUCAAUGAGUUCAAUGUAAAUAAUGGCUACCGAUUUCGAACAAAACAAUGUGAGGAGUUCAUGAAGACACAAAAUAGUGGUGUUAUGGUCAUUUCAAAGACUGAAAGUCAUGCAAGUACAAGCGACAAUGCUCCGAAGUCUGCCAAUAUCACCUAUUAUGGUCGAUUGAAUGAUAUUGUGGAGUUAAAUUACUAUGAAGAAUUUAAGGUUGUCUUAUUUAAGUGUGAUUGGGUUGAUGUAACCAAAGGUAGAGGAGUUAAGGAAGACGAAUUAGGUUUCACACUUGUGAACUUCUCACACCUUAUAGACUCUGGCGAUCGAGGAAGUGAUGAGCCUUUUAUUUUUGCAAACCAAGCUCAACAAGUAAUAUUUGUGCAAGAUCCUAAAGAUCGCGAAUGGUUUGUACCUAGGCCAAUUAAACCUCGAGACAUUUUUGAUAUGGGAGAGGAAAAUAGUAUGCAGUUUGAGUCAUCAAUGCAAAAUGAUGCCACUGACUUAAUAAUAUUAGAAAAUGUUUGUGAUUCAAAUUAUGAGUGUAACGAUUGGUAAGAAGCGAUGUUGAUGGGAUAGAAAUUGAAGUGCAAAAUUCUCGAACUCCUCCAAAUGAAGAUGAAGUAGAUGUUGAUGGAGGAAAUGACAUUGAAAUGGAAGUGAUAAUGAAUAAGAUGGGUGCU